ACUCCAAACCAAAAUAAAAGCAGAAAGAAUUCAUUAAUUUACGUCCGCGAUAUACCGGAGAUUCCUUUCACCACGCCGUUCUUCCUUGUCGCAAAAACCCUUCCCUAAGGGUUUUCGGAAUCGAUUGAUUCGCAGUCUUUUUAGGUUUCAUUUAACACAUCAAUUUAUUCUAUUUGUUAGUCGAGCUAUGGAUGCUAGUAAGAGAGGGAGGCCUGAAGCUAAAGCCAAUGGCGGUGCAAAGAAAUUCAAGCCAGCUUUAGGCUGGAUGGAGUGGAAGCUGGAAAGGGGGUGAGGGAAGCUUCCCUCACUCUUGAACACCAUUCCUUGGGUGAAGGAAACAUGGCGCGGGAAAGAGGUGAAAGAAAGGAAAGUGAGGAGAAAGAGGAUAUAGCACCAAAAGUGAGGAGGGAAGAGUCCCUCCCACACCCUCCCUCGGGGAUGGCUGUGGUACUAAUGGGUGUAAGCGGUGUGGGGAAAUCAACAAUAGGAGAAUUGCUUGCGAAAACUCUAAACUGUAGCUUCAUCGAUGCCGAUAAUUUUCAUCCACAAUCAAACAAAGAGAAGAUGAAGAACAGGAUCCCUUUAUCAGAUGAAGAUCGUAUCCCAUGGCUUGAAGUGCUUCGGGAUUUAUUGAAUGCAAGCUUGGUGAGUGGCAAGAUUGUAAUUCUUGGGUGUUCUGCCCUUCAGAAAAAAUAUAGGGACAUUCUUAGAUAUGCUGACCCGAAUUUUAAGAGUGAUUAUUCGUGUGAAAAAUGUGUUGUGAAGUUUGUUUUGUUGGAUGUUGGGGUGGAGUUGCUUUUGAAUCGAGUGGCGAAAAGAGUGGCAGAAGGGAACCAUUUUAUGCCUGCUGAAUUGCUUCAGUCGCAAAUUGAUUUACUUGAGGUUGAUGUGUCUGAAGGGAUACAUAAAGUUGAUGCUUCAAGGAGUCCUCAAGAUAUUGUUGAUGAGAUUAAAGCGUUGAUAUUGUGAUCUAAAGUAUAUUGAUGUUGCUGUUGGUUGUAUUGUUAUUAUUCUACAACACCAAUUAUUUACUCUAAUACAUGUAUAUUCCAUUUAUGUUUCACUAAUCAAAAAGUAACUUUAAAUAA
Molecule: messenger RNA, 1088 nt
Organism: Lactuca sativa (garden lettuce)
Lineage: Eukaryota; Viridiplantae; Streptophyta; Magnoliopsida; Asterales; Asteraceae
Product: gluconokinase
Cellular component (GO): cytoplasm
Molecular function (GO): gluconokinase activity
Source: RefSeq, a predicted model, not a curated record